GUUCUUGGCUCAAUCGCAGGACCGGACAAAGAAGUAAAUAUUAACCCACAAGACCGCUGUAGCGAACUUGGCAUCAAGACUGCUGCAGAAACGAACCUGCGCCAUGUCUCUGCUCACCCACCUGCUGGCAUGCCUGUUCGGCAUGGGUUCCUGGGUGUCUAUCAACGGUCUGUGGGUAGAACUUCCCCUGAUAGUCCCCCGCAUUCCGGAGGGCUGGUACCUCCCGUCGUACCUCUCGGUUCUCAUCCAGAUGGCCAACGUAGGCCCGCUCUUCGUCACCCUGAUGCACCGUUUCCGACCGGGAGCCCUCAGCGAGACGGCGGUGGUUUACGUCAUCAUCGCCCUGGGCACGGUGGCCAGUUUCCUGUUGGGUUUCUUCUGGAAGGAGACUGUUGUCGUGGCGGGGGCGCCCCGCAGCGGGGCGUUGCUCGUCCUCACCUUCUUCCUUGCGGUCGUCGACUGCACCUCCUCGGUUACCUUCCUUCCCUUCAUGAUGCGCCUCAAGCCCCAGUACCUCACCACCUACUAUAUCGGCGAAGGCGUGAGCGGCCUCCUGCCCGCUCUGGUGGCGCUCGUCCAGGGCGUCGGUGCGGUUCAUUGCAACAACGGCACUACGAACCAAAACGCCACCGACGGUUUUCCGACAUUUGAGGCUCAACACCAGCCUCCCAACUUCUCGGUUGGGGUGUUCUUCUUCUUCCUGAGCGCCAUGAUGCUGGUGUGCCUGCUGGCGUUCCUGCUGCUCAACCGUCACCCCGCCGUUGCCAGGGAGAAGACAAAAUGCCAGUACACCAACGGGGUCAAGGAGAAAAAUUGGGUGGAGAAGAAGCCCAUUGUGGAGCCAUACAGACCCUCCAGACAAAAGAGCAGUUUUGGCCUUGGGACUUACAGCUGGAUGCAGUUGUUUUACAUCUUCGUGAUCCUGGCGUGGACCAACGCGCUGACCAACGUGGUGCUACCGUCGGUGCAGUCGUACUCGUGCAUGCCGUACGGCAACAACGCCUACCACCUGUCUGCCAUCACGGCGGCUGUGUCCAACCCUCUGGCCUGCUUCAUCGCCAUGUUCUUCCCGAUAAGAUCCUUGUGGCUGAUGGGGGCGCUCACGUUUUUGGGCAGCGGCGUGGGAGCUUUCAUAAUGAGCAUGGCCGCCCUAAGUCCGUGUCCGCUGAUGGUGAACGACGUCUGGGGCGGCGUCAUCAUGGUGCUGGCGUGGAUCGUCUUCAUCCUCACCCUGUCCUACGUCAAGGUGAUCAUCGGCGUCAUCCUGCGCGACGAGGGUCACGGCGCCCUUGUGUGGUGCGGGGCGGUGGUGCAGCUGGGGUCCCUGCUGGGCGCCGUCACCAUGUUCCCGCUGGUCAGCGUGUACAGCCUUUUUGCGUCAGGCGACCCCUGCAACACCCGAUGUCCAUGAAGGAGCCAACAGGUACAUUUGAAAUCUAUCCCCACGCCCCCAAAUUAUUAUUAUUAUUAUUUUUCCUGCUGUUACAUGCUAACAGGAGCUUACAUGGACAAGAAAAUGUGUGAAUAAAUUUUCCUCAUUAUAUUUAGACUCUCAUUUCAAUGUACGUGUGCCAUGUUCUGAUUGGAGAGAAUCCGGAGUACUCAUUUUUGUAUUUUUCUUCUCCUAUGCUGUUUUAAUGAUCUAGAAUUACUUUUGUUUUGUUUGUGUCAUCUGUAAAUAGCAAGAGAAAUGGUACUGCAGCUGCUCUCUCUCUAAUAUUGUUUGCAACUCAACAGACGUGAAAAUGGUUUAAAAGCAUAAUAAAC
This is a messenger RNA of Phycodurus eques (leafy seadragon), 1767 nucleotides long. RefSeq names its product riboflavin transporter 2 (gene slc52a3-2a). Gene Ontology annotation, biological process: riboflavin transport. NCBI's taxonomy places the organism in Eukaryota, Metazoa, Chordata, Actinopteri, Syngnathiformes, Syngnathidae. Gene Ontology annotation, molecular function: riboflavin transmembrane transporter activity. The transcript has 4 exons. Bases 104 to 1411 code for a protein of 435 amino acids. Gene Ontology annotation, cellular component: plasma membrane. The record is from RefSeq and is a predicted model, not a curated record.